Messenger RNA from Trichobilharzia regenti, 3261 nucleotides. The record is from the annotation of a GenBank genome assembly. Lineage: Eukaryota; Metazoa; Platyhelminthes; Trematoda; Strigeidida; Schistosomatidae.
GUAAAAUCGGCGGGUUUUCAAUCUGGGUCGUUACGGGUCUAAAAAAAUGUACAUAUUACUGCUGUGAUUAUAAUUUAUCGUCAUUGUCUCUUAUGAAUUCCACAAGAUAAUGGCUAACAGCCACUUGUUGUGCAGAUGAAGACCUUAGUUUUCGGAUCAAUGAAUUGGCGUUAUAAGAAUUUCUGGCAAUUUUAUUCUUAUCAGUUUUGAUCAUCCAAAGAUGUUUAAUCAGACAGCUGUAGACUCAUCUUUGAGUGGAAUUUCUGUGUCGUCAACUGUCGAUCGACCCUUUAAUCCAUUCUCAAAUAGUUUGGAUACACAACCAGGUGCAUUACUUUCUGAACUACUAUCGGAUUGUACACCAUCUGGCGAUUGUCUUAUCUCAGGAAAUUUACAAGCCAAUGAUCAAGACAAUAUUUCAUUAUAUGGUGUUACAUCCUCCAUUAGUAACAAUAACAAUAUGAUUACUAGUGAUACUACAAAUGGGAUUUAUAUACCAAUGAAUUCUAAUUCACAUGAUUGUUAUCAGAAGAGUUCUACAGAGGAGUUAAAAUCCGGUUCUAUUUUCUCAGAUUGUUAUGAAUUAGUUGAAAAUAAUAACAGUGUCACAUCUACAAAUAUUAAUAUUAAUAAUACUGAUAAACAUGAAUCAGAUAUUCAGCAUUGUACAAAUUCAUUAUCACAGAUUCAGUCUAGCAUUAAAUCAUCUUCAUCAUCCACAGCAUUAUCAGGAGUAUCGACAACUGGUAAAACACUGCCAUCAGAGAUAAUGACAACUACACCGACAACAAUAGCAACAACAACACCAGCGCCAACCCAUGUACCAGUCCCAACGACUAUAACAAAUCAAGCAGCUAUAAUGGCAGCUGCUUUAGCUAAAGCAUCUGCUGAGAAAACAAUGAAUGGACCAUUCUCAUUAACUGAACGUAUUAUUAAUAGUAAUGCUAUCAAUACUAAUAGUAAUAAUACAUCGGUUAAUAUAACAAUGACAACUAAUAAUAAUAAUAAAUCACGUAAAGGUUCAUUAACAAUGCCACAUAAUCAUCAUCAAAUACAACAUUCAUCAUUAGAUAAUAAUUAUACAGGGAAUAAUUCAAGUAAAUUAAUUGAACGAAGAAAUUCGUCUAAUUCUGAAAAACAUUUUAUUGAUCCAACUGGCCCAAAUGAUGAAAGAAGUCCAAAUCGUCUUCAUUCUUCCGAAGAAUUUGAUAGUUUACUCGACUCGAAUUCAUCUGUAUUAGAUUUCACCUUUUCAGAUGUACAAUAUUGGUGUAGUGUAUUCUAUUAUGAGUUGAAUACACGAGUUGGUGAUGCAUUUCAUGCUGGUCGACCUACCUUAACAAUAGAUGGUUUCACUGAACCAUGUUAUCGUUCUGAUCGAUUCAGUUUAGGCAGUUUAAGUCAUGUUAAUCGACCAUUACAAGUUGAAAUGACAAGAAGACAUAUUGGUCGUGGAUUAAAAUUGCAUCAUAUUGGUAGUGAAGUAUACCUUGAAUGUUUAAGUGAUGCUGCAGUAUUUGUUCAAUCACCAAGUUGUAAUCACUUUCAUAAUUGGCAUCUAGCAACUGUUGUUAAAGUUCCACCAAAGUGUAACUUGAAACUUUUUGAUAGUACAACAUUUGCCAGUCAACUGGCUGAUUGUAUGUCACGAAGUUAUGAAUCUGUAUUCGCAUUAACUCAUAUGUGUUCUAUCCGUAUUAGUUUUGUAAAAGGAUGGGGAGCUGAUUAUAGCCAUAACUCUACUGUAACCUUAACGCUGAAUCAGGAUGAAGCUUGCAACGAAGAUAACAAAAGACAUCAGUUUGCAAUGCUGGGCGAUCUGAUUGGCUGGUUCAAGAAGACAAACAAUUACUAGUACACCAUGUUGGAUAGAAGUUCAUCUAAAUGGUCCUUUAAAAUGGCUUGAUCGUGUAUUACGGCAAAUGGGUUCACCUACACUUCCAUGUACAUCAGUUAGCUAAUAUAAGUAAACAAUUAAAUAAGCCUUUAUAAAAAAUAAAUAAUAUUCAGUUAUAUUACUCAACACUGUAUCAGUAGUACCACCACCAACAACAAUAACAAAAGAAGCAACAGAAAUACAAAAGAGCCAUAUAACAACUGAUCUCAUUCACUUAUUUCUUGUAUAUUACUACUAUUAUUGUUAUUAUUAAAGUAUAAUUUACUUCACUACCUUUUUUCAUCUAUAACAGCUGGUAAUUGACAAUCACAUCCAAGUGUUUAUUUGUAAUUUUGUCUAUUUAUUUGUUUUACCUAUUUACCUUUUUUCUCUUUUUGUGUUUUAUUUUUUACUGAUACUUUCCUCUGUGUGUUCGUCCAACAGUUAUUUUAAAUCCUUUUGAGAAUACACACCCACACAAAGAAAAAAGAAUAAUUGCCUCCACUUUUUUCUUAAAAAAACAUCUUAAAAAAAAUUGUGUGUGUCAGUACUUUGUUGUCUUUUAACGGAUAUAUACUUUUUAUCUACAAAUUAGCAUUUACGCUACACCCUGAUACUCCUCCUCAUACUAUUGAUAACAAUAGUAGUAGUCAUCAGAAUAAUGAUGGUAAGAAACAAUUAAGGUGUUUCAUCCUUUCAAAAACAAACAGGUGGUGAUCAAUGAUGAUGAUGAGAUACGCUAUAUUAUUAAUAAACACUUGCAAAUACCAUAACAAUUUUAUAGAUUUUUUUAAAAUAUACAUAUAUGUAUUACUUAUUUCUUUACUUACUUUCUUGUCUUUGUGGUACUCGAUAGGAUUUGAGUAGUGUUCACUGUUGUUAUUGUCGUCCUUCCUAUACACAUAGAAAAUUUAAUUCAGGUUUAGUGUGUGUAUGUUUGUGUAUCUGUGUGUACACUUAUUUUGUGUAUUCUUACUGAUCUCUCUCUCUCCCCCUCUGUCGUUUUUCUUCUUAAUGAGUUGUAUUGUGAAUUGUUUUGUUGAUAAGCAAAUUAUCGAUAACUAUAAUCUCCCUCCCUUUUCGUGUGAUAACACAAUACUUUUAUCUUUUGUGUGUGUGAAUGUGUGUGUGUGGAAGACUUCUUCCUCAUUUUAAUUGUACAAAAUAUCCUCUUUUUUCUUUUCUUUCUUCUGUAAUCACUAGGCUUAUUCUGUAUAUCUACUAUCUCUCCCCCUCCCCCCCCCGACACACACACGCAUGAACGCACGCACGCACAUGCAGACAAAAUCGCGUGCAUGUUAUUACUCGAUAUUGUUAACUUUACCCAAACAUCCAUCCUUAUUACUCACUCUGUAUUGUGCAUAUAUAUAUAUAUAUAUAUAUAU